GCACCAUUGUUGUUCGCAGUGUAUCCGCGACUCUCGGCCGGUUGUGGUCACUGGUUGCUGACACCACCGUAACAAACUGCCGGUAAACAAAAUAAUGUGUAUACGUAACAACGUUCUUCGCGAGUGCAACAAUCGACGACAGUGUGUGAUAACGAGAAUGUAACGUGCCCGUGCGUGUUGUGAUUAACAAAGUGCGUUUUUUGGACGUGUUUUCUGGGAUCAACGCGUGGACAACGCAAUGCUUAGAUUACAUUCAAGGCGAAAUCAAACGGAAAACCUCAACCUAAUUAGCAUUUUAAGUUCAACCUGACAAAAGUUAUCUGUGAUCUCAUUUAGUUAGUUUUAGUUAUCAAAACAAUCGCCUAACACAUAGUUUAAGUGUACAAGAAUAUAGACACAAUUAAAAAAUAAAUAGCAAAUGUUGGUAUCCAUCCGGCGCGAAGGACCAUAUUGAGUUGAGAAAGUAAAAUGCUUGCUGAAAUUUAGUACUUGGUCAUGGAUGACAGAUAAUAUGUGUUGUUGAAGGAUGGGAUAAUGGAAGUUGGGGCGUUGGGGUCUUGAAAAUGCCGCAUGCGCACUCGAGUUCUGCGGCGAGCUCGGGCGGCGACGACCUGGGCUCCACUGACGAGGUCAAGGUAUUCAAGGACGAAGGAGACGGGGAAGACGAGAAGAGAAGUUCGGAGAACCUGUUAGAAGAGAAGUCAAGUCUUAUCGAUUGGACUGAGAGUGAGGAGAAAUCCGGCGAGCCGUAUUCCGGUAAACUAUCGGUGAAGUCGGAUCUGAGUCCCGUUUUUGGUAAAUUUGAACCGCAUCCAGCAGCGAGCUUCAACAUGGGCUAUCUGAUGGCUCCGUACCCCUACCCCAACGGUGGAGCGCAUCCACUUCCUGUCUCUAUGGCGAGCAAGAUGGGUUUACCAGCGGGUGGGGGACUCUCCCUUUUCUGCCCCGGCGGGGACCUGGGGCAGCCCCCGCCAGCGCACAUGGGCAUACCCCCGCCCUACCAGCUGGACUCCAAGUUAGCAGCGGGCCUCGCGCGGACCCCCAUGUACCCUUUUCCAGGGGGUACGUACCCCUACCCCAUGCUCAGUCCGGAAAUGUCGCAAGUGGCGGCGUCGUGGCACACUCCGAGCAUGUACCCCAUAACUUCGGCGGCCAGCGGUUUCCGGAGUCCGUACCCCACCACGUUGCCCAUCAGUAGUUCUAGUCUAUCGAGUGAAUUGUACCGGUUCUCCCCAACGCUGGGCGGCGGCCUGGGCCUGGGGCUUGGCCCAGCUCUGGUCGCGCCCCACCCCUCCAAGUCAGACCUGUUCACACACCAUUCGAGGUCACAGGAAAAAAGCAGCAGUAGCUCCGCUUCAGACAAACCCUCGGACAAUUCGGGGAGCAACAGCAAAGAGCAGAACAAGAAACCUCACAUCAAGAAGCCUUUGAACGCCUUCAUGUUGUAUAUGAAGGAGAUGAGGGCAAAGGUGGUCGCUGAAUGCACCUUGAAGGAAUCUGCAGCCAUUAACCAGAUAUUGGGAAGACGGUGGCAUUCCUUGAGUCGCGAGGAGCAAGCAAAGUACUAUGAGAAAGCCAGGCAGGAGAGACAACUCCAUAUGCAGCUGUAUCCCGGGUGGAGCGCGAGGGACAACUACGGUUACGGUUCCAAAAAGAAAAAGCGGAAAAAGGACCGCGGUCCCGCUGAGCUGGGAGGAAAUAAUUUGAAAAAAUGUCGAGCGAGGUAUGGACUUGAUCAACAAAAUCAAUGGUGUAAACCUUGCAGGCGGAAGAAGAAGUGCGUGCGCUACAUGGAAGCCCUGGCAGCAGCCACGGGGACCGUCCCCCUGCCGAUGGCGACGCCGCAGUCCCCCUGUUCUGAAGAGGAUGUCAAACUCGAGGAGCUGUCAGACGCGUCGAGUGACGAGGCUGACACUCCUCUCAACUCGGCCUCGAGUCCGGGAGGCCUCAGUGCACUCUCCUCCCUGGCCUCACCUGCGUCUGACCCCCCUCCGCCCCCCAGAAACCCAGUGGGGACGAACCCGAGAGACGCGAACAAUCCAUUAUCAGUCGGCCAACUAACGUCCCAGUCGUGGCCACGUGCGGCUCAAGCGCGGCCCGGACACGAAGUGAUAUCGGUGUCAUAGUGACGGUGGAACACGUCCGGCGCCCUUGAAGGCACGGACGCAACUGAACCCCAACCGACCUUGAGAAAAUUUAAAUUCAGAACUGGUGCCUCGUUACACUCCAUGACGAUUUUAACUUUUUCGGACAUUUUACCGCACGCAAUGGACGCUAAUGAAAUUAACAAAGUUGGAAUUGUAAUAGAGUCUAAUUUGAGUAAGUUUAGCUGUUUACUGAAUUACGUGAUUUGUAUUUAUUUCUCAAAAAGACUAUAUUAGACUAAUAAUUAAUUAAUAUAGAGAGUGAAUAACGGAACUUUUUUCAGUAAACGGUAAUACAGUGACAUCUGUUGUGAAACUUCGGAAUUAUUAAGCAACGCCAUCUAUUGCGCUGGUUUGGAAACGGGUCGUAUUUUUGUAGUUGUGAAAACAAGGUACCAUUGAAACUGUUUUUUACUGGUUUCACCAAUAGCUACAGAUGUUUUUUCGGGUGCUAAUAAAACACGGGUUUACGUGUGAUAUUUAGGGAAUACCCACAUUUUCUCAGCUUCCAUUUUAUUUUUUACUUUAUAAAAAGUCACACGGUUGAAUGCAAUAUAAAAUAGCAUGAAGUGAUUCUCUUUCAGUUAUUUUCGAAUGGCCUAAUGCAUUUUACGUAAUAAACAAAAUGUGUGGUAUUUCUUAAAAUCAUUGUGUUCUGUGAGAAUUAUAUUAUCUACAUUGACGUUUAAUAUAAGAUCCAUCAACUUUAUAAUAAGUCCCGAUUUUAAGUCAAUCAUUUGAUCUCAAAAUUGUGAGCCCACAUCAAGUCAUUAUUGUGCAUUUUAAUAUAAAACCACACUUUCUCUCUGUAUCCAUCCCAAAUUUAUUUCGUACUAGUCGCAUUUUUCUGUGCCAUCGUCCAUUCCAUUGAUUCCGAAAGUUUUUUUAGCUUACUUCCGUUUAGACACAGUUUGGGAAACGAUUUACAGUUAUCUGUAAGUAAUGAUUUUUAUUCUUGACCUCUUUAGUGAUUUUUUUUUAUGGAAUUGUCAUUAUAGUCGUUUUUUAAUAGGAAAUAAUUCCAAUAAUCGACUGCUUUUUAUCCUAAGGAAGUAUAAUUUAUGCUGAAAUUGCAAAUACACAAAUAUUAUUUUGUUCAUAUAAUUACACUUUUGACAAUGCACGGACAAAUUGUACACAGCUCAAAUCAGAGUGAUUUUCGCUUUUACUGCUCUCUUAAUACGGACGGUUUUUAUCCUAAUCUAUUUAAAUUUCUUGACGGCCAGAUAAAGGUUCCAUGUAGUUUUAAAAAUUGAUUUUAGUUUUUUAAUAUAUCCCUUCGCGGCACGCAUGUGUAUAAAUUAAGUGUUAAGGAGGUAUUGCGAAGGGAUCCUGUUUUUCCGUUGUGCGGAAUUUAUUAGACUGUCGUAGAUUAGAUUAGGCACAUUGUAUGAGUGAAGUUAAUAUACGAUGGUGUACCGACAGUGUUCUUGCAAAAAUAAUACUUAUUUAAGAGUUUAAAUCGAUGUUUACUCAAAGUCAUAAAGAAGUAAGCGGUUGUUAUAAGUAAUUUGUCUGUGUAUAUCCGACUAGUCUCAGGGCGUCUAUUUUAAAAAAUAUUAGUGCAGCACAAUCUUGAUGUAUCCAGAAUCAUUUUUCUUAACAACUAAAUACUCUUAACGCCAUAAUUGUAUAAAAAUAUUGUUCAUUGUAAAAAAAAAUUAACAUUAUAAAUAUGUAUCAAUUUUACUUCUUCCUUAAGUAGCAGGUUCGAUUCCUGUAUUUUACUUAGCAGUAGGUAUAUUUUUUUUGUUCUCGGAUACUUUUUGACACAAUUUCUAAAUGCAAAGUUUUUAAGUUAAAAGACACCUAGAAAAUCAAAACAGUAUUUUGUUGUUUUAAACUUCUAGAUGUCUGUAAAUUUCUAAUGACCUCUCAAGACUUCAAUUAUGACUUAUUUUCGUUGAUGAGUUUUACAGGCAAAAAUCAGAAAAUAGACCAAUCAGAAAUUUAGGAAUCAAGAUCUUUCAGCAAUCUGAUCGGUCGAAUUCUACAUAUACACACAAUUCCGUAUAGAAAGCGGUCCGUAUUCAUAAGUUCUUUGUGUUUAACCUCCAAACUUUAUGACUAAAGGGCAGGUUCGAAUCUAGUCGGAAGUACUAGCAAUUUAUCCUUAUAUAAUCCGUUUACUUAUAAAAAUAAAAUAUCAAUAACUACCCUCAUUUCUAAAAAGAACUUAGAUAGAACUAGCAUUUGAAACAUUUUAUAAUCCAAAUAGUAUUAUAUAAUAUCGGAUGCUGUCGGUACACUGUUUCCCUGUAUAUCUGUAAGUACACAGUGUAAAUGUAUAAAGUCUAGAAUAAUCUAACUGUGUCAUAUUAGACCUAAGUGUAUUAUUCUACUUACAUAUACAUAUAUACAUUAUUGAUAUGAAAAGAUGUUUAAAAAAAUAUUAGUUGAAUAAACUCAAAAAGUUAAUAUGUUAUAUAAAAUAGUGGGUUAUGAAACUGUGGCGUAUUAUAUAGGUUAUUUAACCUAGUUAUGUGCAGUUACAUAAAUACAACGCUGCUUUAUCUAAACUCAUACCUUAAAAUACUAAAAAACACUCAAUAAUAAAUAGAUAAUGUAAAAUGUGGAUCCAGUAGUCCAAAUUUUUUUAUUCAAAACCAGCUUGGUCAGUGCACAGUGUAUUUUAGUGGUAAGAUAUGAGUGAAGAUAAAUAUAAAUUUCGAUGUCAUACAAAACAUAUUUAGUUAUUGUUAAAAAAAAACUAAAUUUUUACCAAUAACCACACCCAGAGUAUAUAAAAACUCGUUUGUAAAUAAAUUUGUAAUUCGCGAAAUGGUUAGUAUACAUUUUUUUUGGUGAAAAAAAAUGAUUGCAUUUAUUAAUUAUUAUUAUUGAUGAAGAUUAGUACCCUCGGAAUGUUCUUGGAUGGUUCGUUUUGUCCAGCACUUCUUUUUGUUAUUUUAUUGUUAUUAUUAAGAAUUUUAACGUUGUUAAAUGCAAUAUCAACCAUGACUUUUAUAUAUAUAAUAAAAAAAUUGUGCUACGUGAUUGAAAUAUCUACAUAUAUUGAAUACAGUAAAAUUCAUAAAUAAUAAAACAAAAAAUCGAUUUAUUUUGUGACCAAAAAAAUACUGAGAUCGAUUAUUAUUUUACAAAUAUUUGACAGUUAUAAAAUUCAUCUAUCGACGGCUUGAUUUUGCAUGAACUUGUGCAAUACUGUAUAACUAUGGGUACUGUAGUUUUUUUAUUGAGUAAAUAUUAAUUAGAUUUUCCGUAAAAUUCGUUUUAAGGAUAUUUGAAUUAAAAAUUUAAUGAAAAGAAUUAUAUAUGGAAUUUGAUAUUAUGUGUUCUAAAAAUAGGAGAUGUUUUUAUUUUAUCUAUAACGGUCGAAUUGUCUGUACACUUAGUUCUGAGACUCCGACUUGCUUGUGAUUUUGAGAUAUAAAGUAAAUUUAAACUUUAAGGUAGAUUUGUCUAAACAAAAAACCAUCUUUUUUUAAUGGAAUGACGUUAUCCGCUUGCACAGAUAAUUGGACCGUUUUACAUAUUCGGUUAAAUUAUAUAUAUUUUCAAAAAUGCAUUACCGUGCUAAUAACCAUCUUAGAACUUAAAACAGAUUGCCAGGGUUAUUAAAGGACAAGUAAAACCUAUCUGCUAUAUAAAUAAUCUGUGCCAAAUUUUAAUGUAACACUGGUUUAUUUGAAUACCUCUGAAGGUCUUUUAUGUUGAUAGAUUUUAUAGGUUGUUUUUAUUGUUAAGAUGGUAAAGACAAAGUGGCUCUUGCGCAGAGCUAGGUUAUUUUUUUUUUUCGUAGGAGAAAAAUUGUCAAAUUAGAGAACUCAAUUAUUAGGUCAGGACCCAUUGUCUUGUGUUCAGUUGAACGAAUAUUAUUUUAAUAAACAGCAUAAAAUUGUA
Molecule: messenger RNA, 6008 nt
Organism: Pararge aegeria (speckled wood butterfly)
Lineage: Eukaryota; Metazoa; Arthropoda; Insecta; Lepidoptera; Nymphalidae
Gene: pan
Product: protein pangolin, isoforms A/H/I/S
Exons: 12
Coding region: 564-2126 (520 amino acids)
Biological process (GO): regulation of transcription by RNA polymerase II; canonical Wnt signaling pathway
Cellular component (GO): beta-catenin-TCF complex
Molecular function (GO): DNA-binding transcription factor activity, RNA polymerase II-specific; RNA polymerase II cis-regulatory region sequence-specific DNA binding
Source: RefSeq, a predicted model, not a curated record